GCAGCAACUAAAUAUAAGCGCCAACCCUCACUGAUGCAUUCCCUGUCGUUCUGUCACUACUUCGGGUCACCUGUUUUCUCUCCGCGUAUUUUGGAGUAUGGCGACCACGGUUGAACAAUCCCAAAGGCUUGACGACUUGCAUUCGCAAUGGAGCGAUUUUCAGAUUCUGUUCGAUCCUAAUUUGCCCGAUCUCCCAUUGGAGAGUCAAUGGUUUGAUGCUUCGGUGUUCCAGCCUGACUUUACCGGCGGAUUUCAAACUGUACAGAACAUGGACGGGAUAUUACAUGAUGGCAUUUUUGAUCCUCAUAUUUCCGGAAACGCCCUUCCUGAAGCUGUGACCAUGGAAGAUAACUCCAUGGAUGUGCACCUAAGUGGUGGACUCGAUGCUGGGCAAGUAACCGAACCCACGUCGCUCGCUUGGACGGGAUCCAACGUGGUCAUAUCCACAACAUUGGAGCAGGCCAAUAACCAGGCAGAAUCAAGUGCAACAGCGCAGAAACGACGGGCCCCCCAACCGCGAAUCCCAGAACAUACGAGAAAGAUACUGGAGACAUAUUACUCCCAAAACACCUACCCGGCUGCUUGGGAAGUCGAGUUGAUUGCGCGGGAGACAGAGCUGGAAGUUAAAAGAGUUCGCAAUUGGUUCAGCAAUGCUCGCGCACGGAGACCAGUGGAAGUGGAAGACGAACAUAUCCAUCCUAAGAGUGAUCAAAUUAGCCACCAGCUUCGCGCCCCACUGUCGAAAGAGAGUCUUGAAAAGCUAGAGCAGCAACCACACCCAGAGCAGCAGCGGCCUAUCGAAAAAUGGGUAAAUUCUUCCUUACGGUCAGAGCCAGCUUCAGUCGCUGCCAUAGAGUCAGCAGUCGAGAGAAGAAGGCUUACGUCCCCACCACUCUCUCUCUUGAACCCCCCGCGCGGGAAGGCUUCCCGAAAGCGAAGCGCCUCAAACAUAAGUAGACCAGCUUCUGUGGUGUCCGCGAGGAAUUCGUCUGCAGGCUCUGCCAAGACACGGCGUACAAGCUACACAACAUCUUCAAAGGGAAGUCAUACCUCCUCAUACAGUCGGGGUUCGCGACGGGGUCGGAAACGUUUUUCAUUAUUACCAGCAGGCCACAAUGCGAAGUUGCUCAACAAGAAGCAGGAAGCCGUAUCUGGAAAUUUUGUGUGUUUGGAACCAAAGUCCAGGGAUCGCAAGCAGUCUUACUUCUGUACUUUCUGUUUUCAACGCUUCAAGAAUCAUUACGAGUGGGCACGCCAUGAAGAGUCAGUUCACGUCCCCCAAGAGACCUGGGUCUGUUGUUCCAAAGGAUUCUGGUACCAGAACUGCAGCUUUGGCGGGGCUCAUCUCCCUGGUGGUUCUGCCUAUUACCGUGAUAAUGAUUGCCAUAAGGAACGAGCCUGUCGCAGCAAACCAGAGGAAUCGCGAACUUUUUAUCGACGAGAUCAAUUCAUUCGACAUAUCCACGAUGUCCAUUAUGCUAAGCGGAAGCAUCCUGAUCCUCUCCUUGGUUGCUCCAAAGGUUCCACAUCUGGCUGUGCUGCUUUAGUAAAGCAAUGGCGACGCGCCGCUCCUCCGCUACAUGAACACGAUCCCGCCUUACACUGUGGCUUCUGUGGCGUAUGGUUUCUGGAUUGGGAGCAACGUCGUUCUCACGUAUCCGGUCAUUUCAAAGAAGGGAAUAAAGAUGUCUCUACCUGGUGGCCCGGCCGCUUGCCGCAGCAGCUAAGCCUUGUUUCUAUUCCCCAACAUUCGAAAUUCAAGCGAUGUCGCUAUUGCCGCCAGAUAUUUCACUCGUCCUUAGAUCACUCCCACACCAAAUGUGAAAUAUGGUCAUGCCGAUUCCUUGGAAGUAUUGAAAGUCUCGCAUCUGAGUGCGGUUUCCGACCUGAUAUCCCUCAGCAGAACCUUCAGUCGCACAUUGCGCAAUUCUUCCUAGGCCAAAAGGAGUUCUUCCUCACCCCAAAACGUUAUCGAAGCUACCGUGAAUGCAACCAAGAUUUUUUCCAGUCGGCUCUAGACUUUUGCUGGCAUCUGCGGGAUUUCCAUGGCGCUGUGAAUGUAUCGGUUCUCGAAAAUUACGAUAUUUUAGAGGAGAACUUUUCAAGAACAUGGGUCCCUGUAUUUGAACCGGUAGAAGACGGUCCGGGCGUGGAUGCGCCCGAUAAGUUGGCAGGACGACUUCAAAACCCUACCUCUGCGCCUACAUCACGUCACUUCUCAGCACACUCGGCUGUAAAUGCAGUCCCGGAAGUUAAUUCACGUCGUCUUACACAAAGCUUGUCUCUUUCGAUUCCGAAGCAGACUAGUUCCACUAAAGUCAACCAAGUUCGCCGUGAAAACAUGCAUACAAAUCUAGCUCCUACUUCCGAGCGCACAACGCGCUUACAUACACACACACCUUCUUCACACUCCACGACUCUCACGGGUCGCUCUAGUGACCCCUCUAUGGUCAUAAGCGAUCUAGGCGGCAGGGGGCCGGAACUUAGAUUAUUCGAGAGGCUCAAGUGUUAUCCACCACGUUUUUUCCAUACUAUUUUCUCUCCUUUACCGGGACUGUAUUACUUGAAGGGCAGUAAGACAUCUUCCGAGCUAGAUGCGGAUAGACUUGGAUUGGUAGAGCUCUCAAAUAGUUACAUUGGAUCUCUCGUGAUGACGUCGACUCUGGUGGGCAUGGCUGGGUCGGGGUGGGCGCCGUCUAUGGAGAGAGAUGAUGAGACGGGGCUGAUUGAAUUUGCGAUGGAGGACUAAACACUGAAUGUCGUUAAAUUCGUCCACUUCCUUGAACUGCCCUGAAAAGUGGAUGGUUCACUCUUUAGCAAUCAGAAG
Messenger RNA from Lindgomyces ingoldianus, 2827 nucleotides. RefSeq lists its product as uncharacterized. Lineage: Eukaryota; Fungi; Ascomycota; Dothideomycetes; Pleosporales; Lindgomycetaceae. The transcript is spliced from 2 exons. Gene Ontology annotation, molecular function: DNA binding. The coding region runs from base 98 to 2749 and encodes 883 amino acids. The record is from RefSeq and is a predicted model, not a curated record.